This is a messenger RNA of Puntigrus tetrazona (Sumatra barb), 525 nucleotides long. RefSeq names its product NOP10 ribonucleoprotein homolog (yeast) (gene nop10). Bases 141 to 335 code for a protein of 64 amino acids. Gene Ontology annotation, cellular component: box H/ACA telomerase RNP complex; box H/ACA snoRNP complex. Gene Ontology annotation, biological process: rRNA pseudouridine synthesis; snRNA pseudouridine synthesis; positive regulation of telomerase RNA localization to Cajal body. The record is from RefSeq and is a predicted model, not a curated record. NCBI's taxonomy places the organism in Eukaryota, Metazoa, Chordata, Actinopteri, Cypriniformes, Cyprinidae. Gene Ontology annotation, molecular function: telomerase RNA binding; box H/ACA snoRNA binding. The transcript is spliced from 2 exons.
CUUGCGCGGAGACGCACACUUCCGGUUUGUUCGGUUUCGCUCUCGCACGUGGGGUUUUCGCCGCUCGCUACUUUGCGGGAUAUAAACCUGCUUUCAGCUCAGAAAUCGGUGAAAUAAACCCGGUGUGUGAUCACUUCAUCAUGUUCCUGCAGUACUAUCUGAACGAGAACGGCGAAAGGGUUUAUACUCUGAAGAAACUGGACCCGAGCGACCAGCCCACCAGCUCUGCGCAUCCGGCCCGCUUCUCACCGGACGACAAGUUCUCCAGACACCGAGUGACCAUCAAGAAGCGCUUCGGCCUGCUGCUGACUCAACAACCACGACCUGUGCUCUGAACGGGCCCCGGGCCCAGCCGCAGUGGACUGGACACAAUUCAUUAUUUUUACACGAAAAAUGUAAUUUUCAUUACUUUAAAUAUGGCAUCCUUAUUUGUUGUUGACCUUGAUGUUUAGUUUAUUCACGUUGCAAACGUAUGACUACGUAAAUGAAUCUUCAUGUGUAGUAAAAUAAAAUGAGUGAAUUUUU